Molecule: messenger RNA, 1035 nt
Organism: Histoplasma capsulatum G186AR
Lineage: Eukaryota; Fungi; Ascomycota; Eurotiomycetes; Onygenales; Ajellomycetaceae
Product: CDP-alcohol phosphatidyltransferase
Exons: 5
Coding region: 1-1035 (344 amino acids)
Source: RefSeq, a predicted model, not a curated record
AUGUGUCGAACUUCUAAGACUGAUAUCAUUCUCUCUCCCAAGGAAGUCUCAAAUGGCGAGAUCGCUCAAAAGGAAGCAUGCCCCUUGUGCCCUGCAAGACAUUCUCGCUUCGCAGGCCGAGGAUAUCUCCAAAGGAAAGGUCAAAGCAGCCAAAAGAAUAUGGUUGUUGCAUUCGACAUCAACGGUGUCCUUCUCCACGAUGAUAAAAUCACUCCAGAAUCUCGCCGGGUGAGGGAACUCCUCAACGGUGAUAACGAACUUGGUAUCAAAAUCCCGUAUAUGCUCCUUACAAAUGGGAGUGGCAAGACCGAAGCUCUCCCAUCUCCACCGCACAGUCCAUCCAAUCCCACACGCCCAUGCAAGCUCGUGCCGAAUAGGGUUUCGCGACCCGCGCUGCCGCAGAGGCGUACGGAUUCAAAAACAUCGUCGUCCCAGGACACCCUCGCCUGGGGCCCCAGCAUCUCUCCUCCCUGGAGAAACUUUACCGAGAAGGACCACAAGCAGGCCAGACCACAGGACUUCGACAAUGUCACAUUCCAUUCCAUUCUUGUUUUCGCCGACUCGCGCGACUCGUGCGACUAUGCCACCAAUUUCCAGAUAACGAUGGAGCUACUUCUGAGGCAAUAUCAUCUUCCAAACAGACCACAAGCUCCUGCGGAUGACCCAAGGUCCCUUCCGCAUCGCCCUCGAAACGAUGUACAAGUCACUCACGACGGAUAUCUCGAGCGAGUAGUCUACGCCAAGCCUGAGCUGGCUACCUACAAGUUUGCAGAUGGAGUCACUAUGUUGUGGAUGAAAGAGAUCCACAACGAGCAUAUCCUCACUGAAAACAUCUAUAUGAUUGGUGGCAACCCGGCCUCUGACAUCAUUGGUGGGACCGGCGUUUUCCAGGCCAACUUUGGCGUAUUUGACACCAUGCUGGAUGGGGUGCAAGCUGCCGUGCAGAAAGAGCUGAGCCACCAAUUCAAGCUUCGGUGGGGUGAGAAUGAGGGGGUCAAAUCUGCUCUGAAUGGCGAUAUCAUUGUGUCGGCUUGA